GGGGACAGCAUGCCAUUACCGGCAUCUGGCGAGGCGUCGAAGGAGCGCCAUGGUCUGAAGGAAUGCGUAGGCGGGACCGUAUCGCAUUGCCUGUUGUCAUCUAAGGAUCUGGACUUGACGCCACGGUUCACGUAUACUUGAACACAGUGUGCCGUCCACAAGUCGUGCGAAUAUCGAAUAUUGCCUCCUGCUGGAAAGCAAAUCAACCAGGGCUCUGCAUCCACGGCUUCGACAACACGUGCUCUCGGAACUUCGAGUGGGCUCUCGCUUCAGAACUCCUACUUUGCACAGCCUGCACCUAUCGAGGCCUUACUGUGUGUCGGAAGGGUCACACCCGGGAACUCAAGGCCGACGAGAGACCAAGCAGUGCGCAUGACUCCCAGAUCCCGGUGUGCUGUCGCUCUCUAGCGCCCUUGAUCGAUGGCCAUGGCGAGCUUCACCGCCUCCAAUUACCAAGAUUCCCCCCCACAAGGCAAUCCUCACUCCCGAUCCCAGAUCGGGAUCGCCAAGCUCAAGAACAGCUGCGAUGCAUGCACCGCUGCGAAGGUAGGCUGCACGAAAGAAAAGCCUUCCUGUGUUCGCUGUGUCAAGCGCCGCUGUAGCUGUGUGUACAGCACGACAAAGAGGAUUCGCCGUGUACCGCUUCCCAAAGGGUCAACAUCGACAUCCAAACCUACAGCAAAUGAAGAAAGGCCUCACAAUGGUCCCGUCAAUUCUGCAGGGCACACUCCAGAGAACAUCACAGUAGCCCUUCCACAACAAGACUCAAGUCAUGACUCAGUGUUCUUCCCAACUCCAGUCAGCAAUGAUCAGGCUCCAAACUGGAUGCUAUCAGCAACCACCACUUCCGACACUUUUGCCAAUUUACUCACCCCAGAUGAGUCGUCCUUGUUCGACCUUCCAGGCUCUGUUGCAGCAGAUUGGGAAUCUGAAUUCGAUUGUCUGGGAUCUUUGGCGGUGCAGGAAGCUUGCCAAGGCUCUGGCAUGACCGAGUCAUCGAUCUUCGAUCUCGGUGACAGCAUUCUUAGCGGCUACAGUUCUGCAGGUACCGAUGCAGGAGUCAGUGGACGUGAGAGCAGCGCCGGCCUAUUACCUUCAUCAAGCAGGACCUCAAUCUUUGGCGAUACGCAUAUGGUGCAGGAAGACACUGCAAUGGACAUAUUUGGUCCAAAUUGUGGAACCUCGUCGUCCGAGAACGCGCCCGAUAUGUCAUCAUCUGCACCGGAAGUGCGCUCUGAAUCGUCCUGCUCUUGCCUUGUGCGCGUUUCGGCACUGCUUGCUCGCAUCUCACCACCAUCACGGGUCCAUAACUCUGACUCAAGGACAAAGACCAAGGGAACAAGGUCACAGCUGGAACUCGAUCACGUAUUGGAACAGAACACGAAAGCUCUGGAAUUGGCCAAGGAAUGUUUGCGCUGCUCCUGCGUGACUGAUGGGUACACUUUGGUCCUCCUAUCGCUUGCAGUUUUGGCGGUCUUGAAUCGAUACACGACAGCCGCUGCAGACAUCUUGGGUGGCAGCGCCGACGCCGAUGCUUUGGGGAGAAGACAAACCCCGCAGGCAGCUGUCACGCAGAGCAGUAUUACCGAGGCAGAGCGUCACAAGGCCAGUCGGCGUAUACUAUCACAACUUACGGCGCUUCAGUCAAUACAAAGAGAUCUGAGCGAGCGAUUCAAGGGCGUGAAUGAAGCCGAAGCAGGAUUACAAUGCUCAAAGCGCCCGCUAAAUGACCGGUCUCGAGAGGGUGCUGUCGCCCUGCUGUCUCUUCCGGCGCUAGCCGCGCCUGUGCCCUCGGUCGUUAUUCAACAGCUGCAUACUGCCAUUCGAUCUAGGCUUCAUGAAUUAUCACGCGCUAUCAUUCAGUCGAUUCGCGGCCGCUGAAGGGCUUCCGUACUUCCCGUAUCAUAUCCGAAGUGUUGCGCUCCCAAGAUACGAUGUGAGAGGAAUAAUGGCAAUGGAACCAGCGCUGCAGAAGAAACCACAACCCGCCCCCGGGAUCUAUAUUAGAAAAGCUACGACCUUGCUACAAAGCGAAAUUAGAACUGGCUCAAGCCAUCUACCAUAUCCGUAUGUCGACUUUACUCUACAAUACAUCUCAUUGUCACCUUACUCC
Molecule: messenger RNA, 2113 nt
Organism: Cercospora beticola
Lineage: Eukaryota; Fungi; Ascomycota; Dothideomycetes; Mycosphaerellales; Mycosphaerellaceae
Product: Zn(II)2Cys6 transcription factor domain-containing protein
Biological process (GO): regulation of DNA-templated transcription; aflatoxin biosynthetic process
Cellular component (GO): nucleus
Molecular function (GO): zinc ion binding; DNA-binding transcription factor activity, RNA polymerase II-specific; DNA binding
Source: RefSeq, a predicted model, not a curated record